This is a messenger RNA of Meriones unguiculatus (Mongolian gerbil), 3118 nucleotides long. It is a transcript of the gene Gng7, whose product is annotated as G protein subunit gamma 7. Gene Ontology annotation, molecular function: G-protein beta-subunit binding. The coding region runs from base 177 to 386 and encodes 69 amino acids. Lineage: Eukaryota; Metazoa; Chordata; Mammalia; Rodentia; Muridae. Gene Ontology annotation, biological process: G protein-coupled receptor signaling pathway. Gene Ontology annotation, cellular component: heterotrimeric G-protein complex. The record is from RefSeq and is a predicted model, not a curated record. The transcript is spliced from 4 exons.
CAUUGCGGGAGGCCCCGCCCCGUGGAAGAGCUAGCUCCAGGCCCCGCGGUGCGUUUGUGUGCGCGGCGGCUGAGACACGGGCUGGAGGCAGGGCUCGGGAGCUUCGGGGCGGAACCUCGGCGCUGGCGGCGGGGCACGGAGCAGCUCUCUAGACGCGGGGCCCACGCUCAUGGCUGAUGAUGUCAGGUACUAACAACGUCGCCCAGGCCCGGAAGCUGGUGGAGCAGCUGCGUAUCGAAGCAGGGAUAGAACGCAUCAAGGUCUCUAAAGCCUCGUCAGAGCUGAUGAGCUACUGUGAGCAGCAUGCCCGGAGCGACCCCUUGCUGGUGGGUGUACCAGCCUCUGAGAACCCGUUCAAAGACAAAAAGCCUUGCAUAAUCCUCUAGUCCUCUUUCUCUCUGUCCCCUCCCAAGGCCUUUUCCAAUUUCUACUGUGAGAAAAGUAUUUGUGUCCCUCCCGCUUUGAACUCCUGAAGGAACAGAAACCGACCUGAAUGCCCAGAUCUUCACGGCUGGCAUGGAGUGUGUGACUCGGCCGGGGGCUCGGGCUGCCUGGCCUAGCAAGGGUGCCGGCCUCCUCCCCCUGCCCCCUCCCGCCAGGCAUCGCUGGGGACCUGAGCUGGGUGACCGUCCUUAAGGCUCCCGUAGUCAGCGCUGGGGGAGGGCCCACAGGCCAAGUGCACGCCUGGCGGCCAUGAGGACCCCGGUUGCGACCCUUCAUCCCACGUUUAAAAAAUAUCCAGGGGCCGGCCACGCAUCUGUGCCCCAGCGCUCGGGAGGCUGAGACGGGAGGGUCCCCCGGGCUUGGGGGAUAGCCGUCUUGGCUGUCAGUGAGCUGGGGGCCAGUGAGGGACCCUGCCUCCACCACAAGGCUGAGUUAGACAGGGGAGGGCAGGCGCUGACCGCCAGCUCCGCCUCGGACACACACAAUGCGCUGUGCUGCCCAGCGCCCCCCCCUCCCGUGUGGCCCUGUCAUGUGCACACACAGCGGCUUCCUUCUCCGGAGACCUGGUCCAUUCCAGAAACGGACCUCCAGGUCUCCACGCACACAGAGCGCUUGCUGGUGCGGCCGAGUGUGUGAUGUUGCCCCCCAAGCCUGAGGCCCGGGUGGGCGCCGGCAGCUCCCCACUCUCUCCCGGUUUCCCAGGUGAUUGUGAGGGCAGAAGUGCAGCUUUGGUUGUCUUGGGGCUGUUGAGAAGGCGUCAUGGCGUUCUGCAUCCACGUGGGUCUCCAGAUCCCUCCUCCUGCCUAGAUCAAACCCUUUCCAACUCAACCCAAGACCCUCAGGGUGAGGACUGUGGAGCGGUUGUGCCCUGCGCCCUCAGAGAGGGGGGUGGGGAGGAUGUUAAGCGGAGGCUCCGCUUCUGCGCACGCGCACGCCCAGCCCCUCACUCAAGGACUCUAGGCAGAAGCUCCACCCCUGGCCACGCCCCGGGCAUCUAGGUGGGCCCCAACCCCGAGCCAGGCCUGUACCCCUGUUUGGUCUAAGAGUCUAGGCUGGCCCGGAACUGAAGCUCUUCCUGCCUCCGCCCGGGCUUGCACACCUGGCCGAGGGACCCGCCCCCACGGGUGACAGCCAUAGCGGCAGGUGUCAGGACAGGAGGCUUGGCUGUGCCAGUGCGCCCUGCAGCCUGACCUCAGAGGCACCCCACGCAGCAGGGGGACCUCGGGCUCCAGAGUCCCCGUGACCUCUCCCUCCCGCCGCGCAGCAGAAAGCGAGCUGCUCCGGUUACGCCCUGUGGCCCUGAUGGGAAUCAGCUUCCAGAAGCCUGUGCCAGGCUGGUCCACGGACAGUUGCCCAAGUAGCCCACGGGGAGGGUGAAUGGGGCCCGCACACCCCGGCUCAUCUCCCAGCCCUCCAGGCACAACCUACCUCCUAGGCAAGGUGGCAGGCCCCAGACUCCAUUUCCACGGGGGCAUGAGUUCGGGUAGACAUUGCAGGUGCUAAGAGGGGCCCCCAUUGCCCCCUCCGCGGGCUGGCUCCCAGAGGGUGCAGGGUGAGGGCCAGGCCCCUCCGUGCAUCGGCUCCCCGUUGCUACCCAGGAAGAGCCAGGCCUUUGGGGAGCCUGCUUCCCCAAACGUGUGUGGGUGGAGCAGAAAACCAGUGUCUCCCUAAGACGACAGCCACCUUGCUUUAGGCUGGGAUUGGGGUCCCGGGGUGCAUGUCCCAGCCAGACUGUCAGGGGACAGCAAGGAGAGAAAAAGCAGGUUCUGCAGACUGGGGCUGUGGCCCAGUGGGCAGAGCACCCACCCGGCAUGCAAAAAACCCAGGGCUCCACCCCCCCAGCUUUCGGAAACCAGGCACGGGCACAUUGGGGAAGUGGAGGCAGGGGGAUCAGGGCAUCAGGGUCAUCCUCAGCUACAUAAUGGGUUCAAGGCCAGUCUGGGCUACACAAGACAAUGUCUCAAAAAACAGAGAAUUCAGUGCACUCUCCCACAGCCCCCGCCACGACGCUCCCCUCGGAGAGGUGGCCAGCCUGGCCAGUCGUGUUUGCUCUCAGCUUUUCCUUCCCCCACUCCGGGAACAAACCUCAAGUCAGCGCCCGUGCCCAGGCCACUAGUGCCCUCUCCCCAAGUGACUCCCAUCAAGGACAGAGCGGCCUCGUGUUCCCAGGAAAGGUGGGACAUCCGUGGCCCCUGUAUUGAGCCCCCAUGGUCCCUGUGACCCCUAUGACCACCGGAGCCCUGCCUCAGCUUGGGGACACUGCAAGCAGAACAAGGCAUAGGCAGGCGGAUCUCUGUGGUCGAGGCCAGCCUGGGCUACAGAGUGAGUCCAGGACAGCCAAGGAUAUAGAGACACUGUCUGAAAGAAGAAAGAGAGAAAGAGGAGUCAGACCUACUCCAGCAUGGGCGACCAGCAGGGACUUCCAGCUAAGGAGGAUGGGAGGCUGCAUCCUACUGGAAGCCAUACACAGACAUGACCUGACACAGCCUUCCUGUUCCCUCACCCUGCUCCAGGGCUGGCUCCUCCUCCUUCCCUGUGCUUUGUGACACCGGUCGCUUUUAACUUCUGAUUUUAACACCCCCCCCAUGUGCCACGCCCUCACAGUGUUCGUGUUGUGUGGAAUGAGGUCACGGUCGGGUGAAUCCUCCAUAAUAAAAGGCUCACGUUUCCUUUG